AUGGGAGACGUGAAUCCAAACAAACCGCACGCGAUCCAGGCCAGCGACAUCGCAAUACCCAGCUUACGUAAUCCGAUAAGAGCAGAAGCCAUCGAGGGCAUGGUGACCCAGAUAGUGCCCAUGAGGGAUCCUUCGAACAGGGCAAAGACUAGGGCGGUCUGUGGAUCCGUAGCCCAACGACCGGGUAAAAUCGCCGAGAUUGUACAUGAGCGUGACAUAACCGAACAGUGUGAACAUGAUCCAGGCAAACAGACACCAGACUCCAAAGUUGGUCCACACGACCUUGUCGUACACUUUGAAGAUAGGCUUGAUAUGUUUGUUGCGGGAUUGGAUAAGGAUGAGUGCGAUAAUAUUAAGGAAGGCGCAUAA
Messenger RNA from Ogataea philodendri, 369 nucleotides. RefSeq lists its product as uncharacterized. Lineage: Eukaryota; Fungi; Ascomycota; Pichiomycetes; Pichiales; Pichiaceae. The record is from RefSeq and is a predicted model, not a curated record. Bases 1 to 369 code for a protein of 122 amino acids. The transcript has 2 exons.